GGAGGGUUCUUGUGGCCUCUGGCGGGCCUCCAGCCAGUUAGGUAAAGCGUGUGUGUGUGUUUGUGUGUGCGUGUGUACACGAGCGCGUGCCUCUCUUUGACCACAGGUAGCACUCAGAUUACCCUGCCUGCUCUGUUCUUUGCUGCAGACCAUUUGACCAGAACGUGUGCAGCUCAGCCAGCCGCAGAGCUGGAAUUUUUCAGGAGCAGGGGGAGCAUGGAGUUUGGACUUUGCUGAGCAACUGAAGUGGAGCGCAGAGCUUGCUCGCUUAGGAGAGAGCAUCAUGGAUGGCAAACAAGGGGGCAUGGAUGGGAGCAAGCCCGCGGGGCCAAGGGACUCUCCUGACAUCAGGCUUCUUUCAAACCCAUUGAUGGGCGAUGCUGUGUCUGAUUGGUCUCCUAUGCAUGAAGCUGCAAUCCACGGACAUCAGCUGUCUCUGAGGAACCUCAUCAGCCAGGGGUGGCCUGUGAACAUCAUCACGGCAGAUCAUGUUUCCCCACUCCAUGAAGCCUGUCUUGGAGGUCAUCCCUCUUGUGUAAAGAUUUUAUUAAAGCAUGGAGCUCAGGUGAAUGGUGUGACAACAGACUGGCACACUCCACUGUUUAAUGCUUGUGUCAGCGGCAGCCGGGAUUGUGUGAAUUUGCUUCUGCAGCAUGGAGCCAGCGUUCAACCUGAGAGUGAUCUGGCAUCCCCCAUCCAUGAAGCUGCUAGGAGAGGCCACGUGGAGUGUGUUGACUCUCUUAUAGCUUAUGGGGGCAACAUUGACCAUAAGAUCAGCCACCUGGGCACUCCACUCUAUUUGGCUUGUCAAAACCAACAGAAAGCCUGUGUCAAGAAGCUUCUGGAGUCAGGAGCGGACGUGAACCAAGGGAAAGGUCAGGAUUCGCCACUUCAUGCAGUGGCCAGGACAGCCAGUGAAGAGCUGGCCUGCCUGCUCAUGGAUUUUGGAGCGGACACCCAGGCCAAGAAUGCUGAAGGCAAACGUCCUGUGGAGCUGGUGUCUCCAGAGAGCCCCUUGGCCCAGCUCUUCUUGGAGAGAGAAGGGCCCCCUUCUUUGAUGCAGUUAUGCCGCCUUAGAAUUCGGAAGUGCUUUGGAAUCCAGCAGCAUCAUAAGAUAACCAAACUCGUCCUCCCAGAGGAUCUGAAACAGUUUCUCCUACAUCUUUAAAUGCAUCAACGGAAUGGAUUCACAAACGACAUGAAAACAUUAUUGAGUGUUGUAGCCACUAGAAUUUUAAAAUCAAGUUGGAUUUAUAGAGUUUGACUAGUUUUUUCGAUUAGAUUUGUAUUUGUUAUAAGCUUGUUUAUAGAGUUUGACUAAUUUUUUCUAUUCAAUUUGUAUUUGUUAAACUCUGAAGCCAGGGUUGAAACACACUGCAUACGUUUGUAUUAUUAGUUAGAAGGCAUGAAGACUUUUUUCCCUGCUUGGGGAAUGUCAUAAGUUAUUGUUUUGCAUAUCUACUGCAUGCCAAGCACUUUCUGCAUCAUCUAAUUUAGCCCUCACAGCAACUGGGUCAAGAUGUCCAAUUUUCCAGAGCAAGGAUAGAGGAGUCAAAUUCAAAUACAGGUUUUCUGACAUUAACUUAUGUGAUGACUUGAUCGAGGCAGGAUUUUCCAGCAUCACUGUCCUUGUUCCAUCUCUGCUAUAUGGGAAUGAAAAUAAAUAUAUUUCUUGGUUUGUCUAA
Molecule: messenger RNA, 1685 nt
Organism: Pongo pygmaeus (Bornean orangutan)
Lineage: Eukaryota; Metazoa; Chordata; Mammalia; Primates; Hominidae
Gene: ASB9
Product: ankyrin repeat and SOCS box containing 9
Exons: 7
Coding region: 284-1168 (294 amino acids)
Biological process (GO): positive regulation of protein catabolic process; intracellular signal transduction; protein ubiquitination
Molecular function (GO): protein binding
Source: RefSeq, a predicted model, not a curated record